GACGUGCUGGAAAGCCUGGCGCGGCGAUCACUUAUUUUACAAAGGAUGAUGCGCCAUAUCUCAAGAGUAUCGUUAACGUAAUAAAAGAAUCGGGUUGCGAAGUGCCUGACUGGAUGUUACAAUUGAAGUUCGUGAACAGAUGA
Messenger RNA from Paraglomus brasilianum, 143 nucleotides. The record is from the annotation of a GenBank genome assembly. Lineage: Eukaryota; Fungi; Glomeromycota; Glomeromycetes; Paraglomerales; Paraglomeraceae.